AUUCAUGACAAAUACUCGGGAAGAAUAUUUUAUUUCUAAUCGAAGAUCGAGGAUUUUGUUAUUAAAAUGAUGGAAAAUAAGCGCAAUGUUUCCGCUCAAUUUAAUAUACCUAUGCCAAUAUUGAGCGAAUUAGAUACAAUGCGUAAACUUAUUGGAAAUUACAGGAAUCGUGUAUUGAGAGAAUUUGUUAUCGAAGAGAAGGAAAGUAAAAGGACCCUGUCUGUUUCUUAUGGCAUGAAGAGACCACCAGCGCCGAAGAAACUUUGGAUUCAAGAAAACUACGACCGGUUCAUUGCUGAUACACCAAAUGAAUAUUUAGUGGAACAAAGCUUUUUGACCCAAAUUGGUUUUGUUUGCUCUUUGAUUUACACCCCUGAUGGUGAAAAUAUCAUUGUGGGGCACUCAAGUGGAUUAAUCCAGAUGCGUCACGGCAGUACGGGAACAGUGCUCUGUACUUUAAGAAACAUCCAGUAUCCGCCGAAGCCGGUGUACGCUCUCGUGUACAGUUUGCACGAAGAGAGAGUUUGUUAUGCAGCAUGUAUGGACGGUGCGGUAUACCGUAUUGAAAUACCUAAUAUUGCAGUAUCAACUCACAACCCACCGGAUUACUGCAUUAGAGCGGACCCCGCGCUUGAAUGUUUGAACACACAGUUCUACGGAGCCCCGGGCAUUUCAUCCUCCGCCACUCCGUUUGUAACACAGAGGACGCCGGCUCUCUCGCUGGGCAUUACAGCUGACCAGACCAAAUUGGUCGUUGGUUACGCGGACGCCAGCAUAAAAGUAUACGACAUGGAGACACAAGAGUUGGACAUGACAUACAAAGUGCAAAAGUUACGCUUGCAGUUCAUACCAAAGAAACUGCAGCGUAUGCACACUGAUCAAGUGUGCGCGGUGCGUUGUCACGACCAAUACGUCAAUAUGUUCGCCAGCGGCGCUUGGGACAGGACUUUACGGAUUUGGGACGUUAGAUGUCAAACAGGUUGCGUAACUACAUUUGAAGGUGUUAAUAUAUGUGGAGAUAGUAUUGACUUAAAUAAAAACCAAUGCAUAGUCGGCAGCUGGCAGCCGACUGAAGCCUUGACAGUGUGGGAUAUAACCGCUAAGAAAAAAAUUAACGUUAUACGUGUGCAGAAUCGAAGACCAGAUGUCGACGGAGAGUAUAUCUAUACUUGCCGAUACUGGAAAUCUACAGACUAUAACCGCAAAGGCAAAUACGCUCUAAUAGGCGGUAGUGGGACGAGCUGUUUGGAAGUGAUCAAUUUGCACAACCGGUACAUCAGCUGCUCGUACCCCGCCGCGGGCAGCGUGCUGGCCGCCGCCAGCCACCAGCAGCGCAUCGCCUUCGCCGGCACCGCGCCCGUGCUCUACAUCGUCAGCUUCCACGACCCCAAGCACGAGAAGUACAAAGAUAACACCGAAGUUGACUCCUCCACCUGGACACCGCGGAAGAGCGCACUGGAUUACUCGUCGACGGUAGAACAGCAGGUUCGAAGCGUUUCAAAGGUUUCUCGGAGCGAGUGAAAAAUGUAAGAGCAAAAUGUGUUAACUUUAUACUGUAAUAUAACAUUUCUAAAGUUCUAAAUUGAUGAACAAGGUAGG
Molecule: messenger RNA, 1599 nt
Organism: Papilio polytes (common Mormon)
Lineage: Eukaryota; Metazoa; Arthropoda; Insecta; Lepidoptera; Papilionidae
Exons: 9
Coding region: 67-1521 (484 amino acids)
Molecular function (GO): protein binding
Source: RefSeq, a predicted model, not a curated record